Tupaia belangeri chinensis (Chinese tree shrew) is the source of this 582-nucleotide messenger RNA. It is a transcript of the gene EFCAB10, whose product is annotated as EF-hand calcium binding domain 10. The record is from RefSeq and is a predicted model, not a curated record. Gene Ontology annotation, molecular function: calcium ion binding. The transcript has 4 exons. Bases 38 to 436 code for a protein of 132 amino acids. Lineage: Eukaryota; Metazoa; Chordata; Mammalia; Scandentia; Tupaiidae.
GCUAUCUGGUUGCCUGGCAACGGCAGGGCCCGCCGCGAUGGAGGCGGCCGACAGCAGGGAGCGCCAAGCCAGGGAUUAUUUGGAAAAACAUCGGAUCAUGGAGCUGCUGAGACAUCUCACCAGCGUCCUCCUCUUUGUCCGGCCGGAAAAACCAAGAGAAUAUUUAAUAUCUCAACUGGAACGUCUGCGAAUUGCCAAAGAAACAGGCGUAGCUUUUCCUUUCUUUUUGGAUAACUCCAACAUUGUGGCUAUGUUUGAGAUAAUGGACUCCUCCAACAAAGGCUCCAUAUCAUUUGUGCAAUAUAAAGAAGCCCUAAAAACCCUGGGUCUGUGUAAGGAAGAUGAAGUUUUAAAAGAUGAUGGACAUGCAAUAACUUUGGAGAAAUUCAGGAAUGAAGUGAACAAGAGGACUCAGGAAAUAUGGUUGGCAUUUUAGUAUCACCACAAAAAGUCUGAGAAUUAAUUGAUUGUGUAAGAGUUUUUAGUUAUCCAGUUCAUUAAGUCAGAACCUCAUCACAUCAUUUGAAAUCCAACCGACUUCCUCUAUGUAUAAAAAAUAAAAAAAUUCUGAAAGACAUGUUA